UAUUAACAAAAAUUUAUUAUCAUAAAAAAAAAAUGGAAUCAUAAAGAUUAUUUUCUCUCUUUUACUAAUUUUAUCAAUUCUUUAAGAUUUUCUUCUACGGAACUAAUCCUAUUCGUUAUAUCAUUUAUCUUUUCUUCUAAAUUAUUUUGACAAUCUUUCAACUUUUGUUUUUCUUUACUUUUACUUAUUUUACCAUCAUUUACAAAUAAUUCUUCCUCUUCUAUAUUAGAUAUUGAUGUAUCCCCUCUAUAAUGAUGUUUUUGAUGUUUUUCAUCAAAAUCAUCAUCAUCAUCAUCAAUUUCAUCAAUAUAAUCAUCAUCAUCAUCAGUUUCGUCAUCCUCAAAUUUAUGAAAACGAUCUAAUAAUGAUUUAUGUGUUUUCUUAUAUUUUUCAGCUUUUGCUAACCAUUCUUCUUGACUUUCCAAACUACCUACAUAAUAAAUAUAUCUUGGAUUUCCCCUUGUAUUACCAAAUGGUUUUUCUAUCGCUUCAUAUUCUGCUAUUAAAUCUGCUCGAAAUUUUAAUACUGCUUGUUUAACAUUAGAUUUUGUUUCAUCAAAUACACCUCUUAAAGGAAAAAAAAAAAAAAAAUGAA
Molecule: messenger RNA, 595 nt
Organism: Rhizophagus irregularis DAOM 181602=DAOM 197198
Lineage: Eukaryota; Fungi; Glomeromycota; Glomeromycetes; Glomerales; Glomeraceae
Source: RefSeq, a predicted model, not a curated record